CAUCAAACACACGUGUUGAGUCAGUUGAGGUGUUGAUAUGCAUGUUAACCUUUGAAACCAAGAGUUAAAAAAAAGUGAUUUUUACUGUAUCUUCGUCUUCUUUGCUAGAUCAAAUCAGAACAAAAUUAUAAUUCAAAGGAUUUUGGCCGGAGCUCUUGAGGAAGUCGAGAUGGUUAAUACUCGGUCUUCUGGAAAAGUUAAGAAGAAAAUAAGCUUGGAAAGAAAGGUUUGUGAUAAGAAAAUGAGGAUUAAAACUGUUACUUCAAAGAGGUCUUAUAAUUCUAAGAAAGCAUUCGAGUCUGUUAAGAAGAGGAGGAGAAGAGGUUAUAAUUUUGUUAAAGAAAGGUUGAAGGAUUUUGAACCUUUGAUUGCAGUUGAUAAUCGUUUCUUAGGUAAAUUGGCUUUUUCAUCAUCAUACUCUGUGAUAAAUGAUAUUAAGCAAAUACUUUCUCCAGUCCAGCUUGAUAUGUUUCGAAAGAGUUGUUUUGGAUAUUUUUUGGAUUUAAAUGGAAUGAGGAUGCAGCCCAAGUUGUUUCACUCUUUGCUUUUAAGGGAAGUUCAUCACUCUAACAAGAAGGAAUUGUGGUUUGAUGUUCGUGGGAAGAAAUUAAGGUUUGGUAUUUUUGAAUUUGCUACUGUUACUGGUUUGCGUUGUAUGGGUGAUGAAUCUAGAUUUUCUUCAGUUUCUGUUUCUAAUGGUUUAUAUGAUACAUAUUUCAAGAAUGAGAAGAUUAAUAGAGUUUUGAUUGAGAAAAUGUUUAAAUCAUCUUCUUUUGGUUCUGAUGAUGAGGCUGUUAAGUUUGCUAAGCUGUAUUUCACUCAGUGUUUUCUGCUUUCCUCUAAUGAAAAUACUAAGGUGGAAGAGAGGUUCAUUCAUUUGGUUGAUAGUGACUUAUGCGACGAGUAUUUGUGGGGAAAGUACUGCUUUGAAAAAACUGUUGAAUCUAUGAAGCAUAGGUUGGCUUCUCAGGCUAAAAGGUCACAUGAUGACUCUGAUUUCUUUUAUAGAUUGUAUGGACUUCCGUAUGCUGUUCAGAUUUGGUUUUAUGAGUGUAUAUCGCCGGUUCUUGAUUUCCUUUGUAAUCUAGAAAAUCCUGACCGUAUUCCUCGGAUGUUACGUUGGACACCGAAAGAUCUUAGUGUGGUCAGGAAUACUGAUCAUACCAUUUUUGAGGAUGCUUAUGAAAAGUUGGAAUUGAAGAACAUAUCUGCGAGUCAUGAAGAAAUUAGUGUUUUGCAUUUAGAUGGUUUAAGUGAACAAGGUAUGACGACUUAUGAUGUUGCUCGAGAGAAUCUAAAAGAACCUAAUUUGGGGGUAGACGAUGUUCGCAUAAAUUAUGAUGAUAAUCUUGGAUCUAGUUCUGGGUUGGUUGAUAAGAGAGUUACUGUUGUUGCCGAUUCUAUUCCAGUCUCUAUGUUAUUUGAUUUUAUGAAAGAUAUAAAGGAUGUGAUUGUGAAAGAAAUUGGUGGAUUGAAGGAGUUUACUGAGAAAAGACUUGCAGAUCAAGAUAAUAUUCUUGCUUCUGUUGUACAAAAAAUUGAUUCAUUUGAACGGAGAGCUUUUCAGAAAAUUGAUACUGAUAAAUCUGCCGAGGUUGGUGUUAAUUUUACAUUAAAUGACACAUUCCAUUGUGGAUCCGCCAUGAUCUCGGAGAAGGAAGAUGCAGAUGCGGAAAAUCUAGAUGAUGAUCAUGUGAUUUAUGAUAAAGCCGAUGAUGCUAACAAAGGGUCGGAACAGAAGGAGGAUAUGGUUGAUGAUACCGACAAUGAGUUUGAUGUCUCUGUUUUUACAUCUGAAACUGAAACUGAUGCUGCUGUUGUUUUUAAAAGUGAAUAAGUUAUGAAACUAUCUACAUCUUAAGUAAAUAAACUGAGGACUGUUUGUAAAAUAUUUAUGGAAGUGCGUUGAAAUCACGAAACUGUAGUUUGUUUAAUUAGAAAUCGGUUUAAAACUUUUAUUUAUAUAAAUUUAGAUAGAGAAAUUCAUUGAA
Molecule: messenger RNA, 1991 nt
Organism: Mercurialis annua (annual mercury)
Lineage: Eukaryota; Viridiplantae; Streptophyta; Magnoliopsida; Malpighiales; Euphorbiaceae
Exons: 7
Coding region: 170-1837 (555 amino acids)
Source: RefSeq, a predicted model, not a curated record